AUGAAUUCCAACAAGCUCGCCCGGACUGUAUCCAACAUAUCCAACCUAUCCAGGUCUAGCAAGAACGGGAGCAAGGCCAAUAGCAAGGCCAAUAGUGCCGCUACCAGCAGAGCCGGCACUCCCGACGGCGAAUAUGACAAUCCCCUCGAGAAUAUCGCUCGUUGGCGCCUGACCGCUAAUGCUUUCGCCCUCCGUUCGGGCGCCGCCUUUGCAUUCGGACUUCAGAACCUGUCCGCUCCCGUCCCUCCAGCCGCGAAUAGGGUCAUCUGGCUUGACUCGACGCUGUCUGAAUGGGCUGGUAAAGAAAAGAUCAGAGUCGAUGUCUGGCUUCCUCCCCAAACCACACCAGCAAAACCCACCGGGAAGGUCCCUGCAGUCAUCAACUUUCACGGCGGAGGCUUCGUUCUCGGACAGGGUACUGAUGACGCCCGCUGGGCCGGAGCCGUAGCCACCGCCCUGAAUGCCGUCGUUUUCUCCGUCAGCUACCGUCUGGCUCCGGGCUAUCCCUUCCCCACUCCGGUAGAGGAUGCCGCCGACUCGAUCCUGCAGAUCGUCGCACGUGCUGAAGAAUUCCGCAUCGACAAAUCAAAGGUUUUCAUCUCGGGCUUCUCGGCCGGCGGCACCCUGGCCCUCGCCGGCUGGAACCUCCUCCAAGAGCCCCAGAGGUGGGGUUAUGAGCUUAAAUUCCCGGUCCCCGACAUAUCCGGCAUCGUUCUCUUCUACCCACUUCUCGACUGGACCAUCACAAGGCCAAUGAAGCGGCAGACCUGUGGCAGGCCUGACAUGACUCUUCCAAAGGGAAUGACUGAUCUCUUUGACGCAUCCUAUGUAUAUCCUCCGCGACCACGGUCUGAGCGCCAUGACCCACGGCUGUCCCCUGGCCUGAUGACAGACGAGAUGGUGGAUCGGCUUCCGCCCAUUCACCUCUGCAUGUGCGAGUACGACAUGCUCCUCUUGGAGGGUCAGAAGUUUGCUGAACGUCUUCAAUCCCGGGGGCGCCGGAUCAGCACUCGCGUGGUCGAGACAGAAAAGCAUGCAUGGGACAAGCCUCCACCGUUCACGCCAAAAGAGACGGUCAUGGUCGAGUACGGCGAAGCCAUCGCGGCGGUCAAGGAAUGGCUCAGCCCUGACAUCCUUGACGUCCCUAAAAUUUCAGAUGUCAAUACACCCAGAAUAGAGAUUACUAGAGAAGACAGCCUAUGA
Molecule: messenger RNA, 1203 nt
Organism: Colletotrichum karsti
Lineage: Eukaryota; Fungi; Ascomycota; Sordariomycetes; Glomerellales; Glomerellaceae
Exons: 1
Coding region: 1-1203 (400 amino acids)
Molecular function (GO): hydrolase activity
Source: RefSeq, a predicted model, not a curated record